AUCGCUCUAGAGGGCAGACUUCUCUAAUUGGUGAGAAAAGUUAGCGGUUACGCGGGAGAAAAGAGGCCCGAGGGUUGCCAUGACAACAGGCAGAAGCUGCGCUCUCGGACUUCUUUUUUGCUUGAGGACAAAUUUGAAGGCCCUAAUAAGGGUUUCGAUUCCCGUACCGCGCCUCACCAACUGACUAGAGGAGGGGGCCUCCCUGGAAGGUCUUUGAGGAAAACACUCACAUAGCAGGAAAUCAAGAGACAUGGACCUUGAAAAUGUAUGUUCGACAUCUGCUCUGCAGGCCCUCUCCAAGCUGCUCAGCUCUCCAGAAGAAGAGGAGGAUGCCUUGGACCAGGUGUUAUAUCCAUCAACUUCCACUGGAGCCUUGAGUCCUGGGAAUAUUGGACCAGCAAAGAAAGAAGAAUCAAAAGUCAACCCUCCAAAUAAGCCUGAAAAUAGAAAGGACAUCUGGGAUCCGGAGGAGGUGCCAGAAGGAUCGGAGUUUGAUGACAUGUGGGACCCCCGGGAACAGCCAGAAUAUGACAUUAUAUUCAAACAGCAUGUGGGAGCCGAGGACGUAUUCCUGGGCAUGACCAGAAAGGACCCUUCUACAGCCUGCUGUGAGGAUCUCUUGGUUAAAAUCAAAUUGCCAGGUAUCAAGUCUUCUGACAUCACUCUGGAUAUCCAUGAAAAAGUUCUCGACCUUAGGACUCCCAAGCAUAAGCUGGUCCUGCACCUUCCCCAUCCUGUGGACAGCAAGACUGGAAAAGCAAGCUUUAUCACAGAAACGGAGAUCCUUGAAGUCACCUUGACUAUGAAAAGAGAGUUUGAUUUCCUUAAUUUUUUCUGAAGCUGUAAUGGGGUAAGAUAAGAUUUCUGUCCAGUAAGACUAGAAAUACCGCCAAAGACCAGCGGAAACUCCCUGGACGCUGAGUAAUUGUAUUGAUGAUGACUGGAUCUGGUCAUCCAUCUAUGGGGUGAUCACUAAGGAAUUGAUUCAGUUUACUAGUUACAACAAUGGAGAAUGGCUAGUCCUUUUGUUUCAGCAGCCUUAAGCACUCCUCAGACCAGUAUGUUGUUCAACGAUUGGCCUGUAGGAUGGCCCAAACCAAUUAAACCAAAGCAAAAAAAAGCUCUUUUUCUGUUGUUUGGUUAAUUUUGGUUAAACUCUCUAGAUUUCACUUAUGUUAAAGUAGUCAAAAUAUUCCCAUGAGUGGCAUACAGGAUGUCCCAAAAUUUAAGCUUAAAAAGUUAAAACUGCAUGAGGAGAAGCAGCUAGGUGGCUCAAUGAACCUGGAGGUCCUGGAUUCAAAUCCAACUCCAGACACUUCCUAGGUGUGACCUUGGGCAAAUCACUUAACCCCAAUUAACUCUUACUGCUCUUUUGCUUUGGGACAGAUACUCUAGUACUGAUUCCAAGAAAGAAGGUAAGGGUUUGUUUUUGUUUUUUUGUUUUUUUAAACCACUGUAUUGGGACUUUGGGGAAAUUCUGCUUAUAGAUAUUAACAUUUUCAUCAUAUUAAACUCUAUGCUUGAGUAGAAAAGGAAAUGAAGGGCUUCUGUAAUCUCUGAACAAUUUUGACCUGUUUGAAAUAUUUAGUAGUUGCAUUUGAAAGAUUUCUAAAAACUCUUUUUUCUCUCCCUUUGCAGCCUUAAAAUUAUUACCAAAGCCUUUUUCCAGUACUCCGUAUUUUGUUGGGGCAAGUGAACUCCUUGGAUUCUGAAAAGCACUGAAAGAAAGAAGAGUCAUCCUUGACAAAUUGGCUAUGUCUCCCUCAUUUCCAAGCUUUCUUCUUAAUUGGAUUCCCCGAUUUUGGUGAUGAGCUUGCUAGUCUUUGUCCCUGUUACUGUUAACUGUUCAACUAUGGUCUAUCCAUAGAUAGAAAUGUAACCUUCUCAGUCAGAUCCUUCAUUUGCAAGUUAACAAUAAAAAAAAAUCUUGUGGCA
Messenger RNA from Monodelphis domestica (gray short-tailed opossum), 1935 nucleotides. RefSeq names its product dynein axonemal assembly factor 6 (gene DNAAF6). The record is from RefSeq and is a predicted model, not a curated record. Gene Ontology annotation, biological process: axonemal dynein complex assembly; flagellated sperm motility. Gene Ontology annotation, molecular function: dynein intermediate chain binding; protein-folding chaperone binding. Gene Ontology annotation, cellular component: cytoplasm. Lineage: Eukaryota; Metazoa; Chordata; Mammalia; Didelphimorphia; Didelphidae.